CCAUAUUCGGAGGUCCUCUUGGCGAAGUUCCAAGAGCCCAGGAAUGGCAAGAGCCCGCUCGUGACGAAGUGCUGAGCAAUGCACCGUCGGAAGUUACUGCAGAAGCAGACCAGAAUCGUCAUCAAAGCCAUGGGGAUCCCUUCAAUGCAAUGCCACCGAUCAUCAAGCUCAACGUCGGCGGCCGGAUAUUCUCGACCCGGACGACAACUCUUGCCGAAGCCAAAUGGUUCGAACCUUACCUUGAAGGACGCUGGCCAUGGCCUCUUGACACAAAUGGGGCAUACUUCGUGGACGCGGAUCCAGACCUAUGGGAGCAUCUGCUUCGCUUCAUGAGACGUCCCAAUGUCUAUCCUCUCUUCUGGGAUACGGCGAAGGGCUUCGAUUAUGAUCUCUACAACCGCCUUGAACGGGAAGCUUUCGAUUUCCGAGUCGGAAAGCUUGGAGAUUGGAUCAAGGAGAAGCAAUACUUGAAGGCUGUGACGGUACGGGCUCAUCCACCAGUGGCGCGAGAGCUCGACGACGUUGACCCCGAAUACUACACGAUGAACGAGGACUAUGAGCGCCAUGUUGUACCUCGAGUGCGAAAGGUAUACGUAUGUCCUCGGGGAAUUGCGGUCCAUAGGGGUCAUCCGGAGAAGUGCGGCCAGGCUUGCGCUAAGGCCCAGGGGGGCACGCCGGCUGAGUACGAGGAGGAGCCGUAUUGGGAGGUUGUGACUAUCCGAAAGUCAACUGUGUUUGAUGAAAAAGUUUGCAGAGAGCCGGAGACUUAUGGCUGUGCUGGUUAG
This is a messenger RNA of Trematosphaeria pertusa, 785 nucleotides long. RefSeq lists its product as uncharacterized. Gene Ontology annotation, biological process: protein homooligomerization. Bases 150 to 785 code for a protein of 211 amino acids. NCBI's taxonomy places the organism in Eukaryota, Fungi, Ascomycota, Dothideomycetes, Pleosporales, Trematosphaeriaceae. The record is from RefSeq and is a predicted model, not a curated record. The transcript has a single exon.